GGCAGGGCUACAUAUGGAUGGCACAUCGCUCGCCGGGCGGCGUGACAUGGCAGCUAGCGGAGCACAGCAAGCGGCGGUGGGAGGAGAUGGCGGGCGGGCUGGAGGCAGACCACCGCCGCCUCACAGGCUGCUCCCAGGGGCUGGGACGCGUGCACACAGGCAGCAUGUUGGUGCCAUCACAGCCGUCCCACACAGCCCCACUGGAGCACCACCACCGAGCACUGCAGCAGGCAGGGCUGUCCGCGCACCUGCUGUCCGCUGCUGCUCUGAGGGAUGUGGAGCCGGCACUGCAGGUGCCUGCUGGGUGCUCGUCCGCACUGCUGCUGCCCUCCGACUGGCAGCUCGAUGCUCGCCUUGCCAUGCACGCCCUGCUCGCUCGCUGUCGCCACCAUACCGCAUCACGGCGCUACGUGGAGCUGUUUGAGGAGAGCGCCACCUCCUUCCUCCGGGCGGCAGGAGCCAGCAGGGUGGUGGGAGUGGAGACGGUUCAGCGGAGGGUGGUGGCAGCGCAGGCGGUGGUGGUGGCCACGGGCACGUGGUCGUCUGGCUUCAUCGCCCACGCCCUGCUCCACAGCACCCUUCCCUCCGCCACCGCCGAGCAAGCCUCUCAGCCUGAGGAUAGUCCCAAGGAGGGUACUUGGGGCAACCCGGGCAGCAGCGCAGCAGGCAGCAGGGGUGGCGGCAGGGAGCAGGAUCCGGUGGUGCCUCACGUGCGGCCUCGCAAGGGCUUCCUGCUGCAGCUCACGGACGUGCCCCCCGCGCUCUCGCUGCGCCAUGCCCUCAUGGAGUUUGACUACACCGCCAACUAUGCCGCGCCCACCACGGCUGCCACCAUGCAGCCGUCCUCCUCGUCUCCUGCCGCACCUGCCGCCAUCUCCAUGACUGCCACGUGCGACCACCUCGGCCACCUGCUCAUCGGCAGCAGCAGGGAGUUGGCGGGUUUCAGUGUGGAGCCGCAUGCGCCCACCAUCGCUGCCAUUCUGCACCGCACCGCCCUCUUCCUGCCCUCCCUCGCACACCUGCUGCUGCCAUGCCACAGGGAGGGGGUGAUGGGAGAGCAGCACAAGGGGCAGGCGGUGCAGCAAGCAGAGGACGAGGCGAUAGCUGCUCGGGUGAAUGUUGUUCGCACGGGGCUGCGUCCAUACACACCGGAUGGGAGGCCUCUGAUUGGCCCUGUGGACUCGCUACCAGGUGUUCUCUUCGCAUUAGGCCAUGAAGGGUCAGGCCUGUUGAUGGCUCCAGGCACAGCUGACAUGAUAAUGGCAUAUCUGGGGCGAGGCACCAUGCCUGUGGCCGCCCAUCCCUUCCUCCCUCAGGGGCGGCUUCUCACACUCCAACGGUUGCAGCACAUGCAUCCUUGA
This is a messenger RNA of Closterium sp. Yama58-4, 1361 nucleotides long. The record is from the annotation of a GenBank genome assembly. Lineage: Eukaryota; Viridiplantae; Streptophyta; Zygnematophyceae; Desmidiales; Closteriaceae.